Oreochromis niloticus (Nile tilapia) is the source of this 2552-nucleotide messenger RNA. Its product is annotated as cytosolic phospholipase A2 gamma. The transcript is spliced from 15 exons. NCBI's taxonomy places the organism in Eukaryota, Metazoa, Chordata, Actinopteri, Cichliformes, Cichlidae. The coding region runs from base 425 to 1876 and encodes 483 amino acids. Gene Ontology annotation, molecular function: calcium-dependent phospholipid binding; calcium ion binding. Gene Ontology annotation, biological process: glycerophospholipid catabolic process. The record is from RefSeq and is a predicted model, not a curated record. Gene Ontology annotation, cellular component: nucleoplasm; nuclear envelope; cytosol.
GUGUCCAGCAAACCGUCUUUUUCCAUCUGAAAGAGGGAUCCCAUCAGACCCACAGCUGCUCUCUGACCUCCGCCUGACCCCAACAGUGCAAUGUGAGGAACCAUAUCCUGGUGAAAAGAGAGAGAAAAAUAGGACAAAUUCCUGCUCUCCAGCAGAUAAGGAUUGUGACUGAUGUACAUACUUCUGCAACACACAAGGCAGUAUUACAGGACGCACAUAAGAAAACUUUAAGAGACCUAUCCGUCAGUCCCACUCUCUGUGUGCUGGUGAGAAGGAGUAUGUGCACAAGAGGAAACAAAUAGUUCUGCAUUCACUCAACACUCUGGAAAUCAACUGUACAGCUGCUUCAGUUCCCCACAUUGCUCUGUUGGCAUCAGGUGGGGGUCAGCGAGCAGCUGUGGGUCUGGUGGGUUUCCUCCAUCAAAUGGAAAAGGAAGGUCUGCUGGACAUGCUGCUCUACCUAGGAGGAGUUUCAGGGUCUACAUGGUCCAUGGCCUCCUUGUACAAUGACCCACAAUUUAGCACCAACAUGGAUGCAGCAGUGUCCAGGCUGUUAGAUUCUCCGAGUGUUAAACUUGAGCAAGCUGUGGAUUGGUUGGGUGAGAGAGCAAAAGAAGAGCACUUCUCUCUUGCUGAUAUCUGGGGGGUCUUAACUUCAGCUGGAAUUAUGAAACAGAUGGACCUACGGUGUCUUUCAGAUGAGGCCAACAGGAAUGCCACAAACCCUUAUCCCAUCUACUGUGCUACUGAAAAGCACUGCUUUACUCAUGGGCCUAUAGAAGGAAAAUGGUUUGAGAUAAGCCCCCACGAGGCUGGAUUCACAGAGCUGGGUCUCUUUAUCGAAAUAUCUCUCCUGGGCAGCAAAUUCCAAAAUGGAACGCUGCUGGAGAAAAAGAAAGAGAUGGACAUGGUCAAGUUACAGGGUAUUUUAGGCUGUGCGGUAGCUGAUGAGGAGACUCUCAGAGACUUUGUCCCUCAGUGGCUGAAUGUGCCUGGGCAUUUGGACAGUGCUGCUAAGGAGUACCUGCGUGUAUGGAACAUCCUUGAUAAAGUGAUAGCUCUGACCAGAAUAACUGUUCAGGACACUACUGCUCUGAUGUACCUGGAUAAGCUGCAGAAAAUCUUAGAAGACAAGGUAAAUCAUAGCCAGACUGAGUCUGUGGAGGCAGCGAGUAUGGAGGAAAGAAAAACUCUUUUUAACCAGUGGAGUCAGGAGCUGUGGGCGGCAGUUGAGACGUGGAGCCAAAGUUUGGAUGAUGGAGCUUUCAAAACACACGUUUCUUUCCUUAUAAAAGAAGUAAUUCCCCUGAUUGCUGAGUGGAAGUGGGGAACAACUGGAAACUUCCUUUACCAAUACCAAGUGUCCUCUGUUCCAGCUUGCCUCUACUCCAACGAAAGACUCCAGCUCAUAGAUGCUGGACUGGUGAUCAACGUACCGUACCCUUCAUUUCUAGGAGACAAGAGAGACAUUGACCUCAUCAUAGCCCCAGAGUAUAGUGCUGGAAAUAUGUUUGAGACUCUGACUCUUGCCCGAGACUACGCGGCCGAGAUGGAAAAGCCUUUCCCCGAGAUAAAUGACACGAUCCUGGAGGACAGAGACUGGCCGAAGGACUGCUAUGUGCUGGAGGGGAAAGAGAAGGAGCCCACAAUCAUCUACAUGCCACUCUUCAACAGACGGAACUGCAAAGAUGCAGAGGAGUUCAAAGCAAAGAUGGAUGAGUUCUCCACCUUCCAGCGUCCCUUCAGCCAGGAGAAAAUGAAGUUUGUGUUGGAGACGGCGAAAGAAAAUGUGAAGAACAACAAGGAAACUCUGCUGAAGGAGAUAAACAAGGCUGCUCUCCGCCGACAUAAUAAGUGGAAGGCUGGCGAACCAUAGCUCGGUUUCUUGUUCUGGCAGCGUGAACUAAAAUCUUUGAUUCAUGAUAAUACUAACUGGUGAUAAUACUGAAGCUACAUGAAAACAGAACCCAUAUAUAACUCAUCAUUUAAAGUACUGGCAGUGUGUUAUGUGUCUUAUUUUUUGACCAAUGUGCAAUGUGUAUGCUACAGCCGCAACAGCCCUUUUCUUCAACUCCAACUGUUCACCAUUAUCUGGAGCAGGUCUUAUUCAUAUCAGUAUUUGGAUGGAAGAAUUCAGUCUGAUCCUUGUGUUCAUCUUAAAAUGUAUUAAAUCAUGCACGUGACCCCCCCCCCACCAAAACAAAUAAACCCCACAGCGGGACUUCCAAAGAGCUGGGCUAUGCUAUCACUGAGUUUAACAUACAUAAAUAAAAUGUCCAACAGUUUGUGCUACAAGUAACUAUAUGCAUCACAUCCACAACUACAACCUGUGAAAUGAACAGUCCUAAUAAAAGAUGCCUGUAUCUAAGUCAGUCCAGUGAUAACUAGCUGACUAGUUGUUUAACAUAAUUUAUCAUGAGAGAAACAAAGUUCACAUUCAUGUAAAACCUUUAUAAAUAAAAAACAAACCGAAAACAUGGCUAUUUUUAACAGAAGUUUUAAAUAAUAAUGUGAACAUCUUUCUGACCUUGGUGUGUUUUCCCCCUGGCUUG